Pocillopora meandrina is the source of this 632-nucleotide messenger RNA. NCBI's taxonomy places the organism in Eukaryota, Metazoa, Cnidaria, Anthozoa, Scleractinia, Pocilloporidae. The record is from the annotation of a GenBank genome assembly.
AUGACAGCACUAAAUUGGUUAAAAGCCAAUAAUAUCCUUUACAAAGAUAUACAGAUUGAUUGCACAAAUAUUAGCACAGAACUGACAAGUAUAAUGAAUGAUGAAGAGAUUGAUCACACAAACUCAUUACCAAUAAACUCUCCUCAAAACAAUUUAGAAAAAAAUACAUAUGAAAAUGCAAUAAAUAGUGCAAAUUCUUAUAAUUCUGUAAAUGUAGGAGUAAAUAGUCUUGCAAACAAUACUUCUAGUGACAACAUGGAAGUCCAAAAUGAAGAAGAAGUGGAAGACCCUUUAAAUGAGCAUUGGUCACCUGCCAAUGAGACAUGUCUACAGUCAGUCAUUCCAGAUUACCCUAUAGUUACUGAGGAACAUAACUCCAAUAACUGUACAGGUAGAGAAAUUUACAAUAUGCCCCUGGAGAAAACAAACACCCAGUGUCUUUAAUGACUGAUAAACAAUGUGAAGAACUUGCAUUCCCAGUAUUAUUUCCUAAUGGUAAAUUUGGUUACACUGCUGAAAGAGAUGUUAAAUUAUCUCCAGUAAAAUACUUUAAUGCUAGACUGUUGCAUUAUAGUGGGCGGUUUGCUACAAAUCCAGAGUACCUUUUCUUUGCACAGUUCAUUAUUGAGUAG